AUGGACGUCAGUGGUACCACGGACGCCGCUUUCGCUGUCUUGUAUGAAGGCGAGUUGGUCCUAUCAAAAUACUUGAGACCGCUUGACCGAGGGAAACAGCUCCCUGUCGACGAGGAGAUCAUUUUUCAAUGCGCAGUGCUGACCAAGGCUAUCUUUUCUGCCGCAAUGGCUAUCUGCGUAGAAGAAGGUCUCUUCAAUUGGAAUACACCUGUUCAGGCUAUCAUGCCUAGCUUUCACACGCAAGACGAGAAGCUACAUCAACAGACGACUAUAGUGGAUCGCUUCUUAUAUCGAGCCGACAUGCAGUCAACGAUUUACUGA
Molecule: messenger RNA, 321 nt
Organism: Alternaria rosae
Lineage: Eukaryota; Fungi; Ascomycota; Dothideomycetes; Pleosporales; Pleosporaceae
Exons: 1
Coding region: 1-321 (106 amino acids)
Source: RefSeq, a predicted model, not a curated record